Molecule: messenger RNA, 3247 nt
Organism: Ooceraea biroi (clonal raider ant)
Lineage: Eukaryota; Metazoa; Arthropoda; Insecta; Hymenoptera; Formicidae
Gene: FucT6
Product: alpha-(1,6)-fucosyltransferase 8
Biological process (GO): protein N-linked glycosylation
Cellular component (GO): Golgi cisterna membrane
Molecular function (GO): protein binding; glycoprotein 6-alpha-L-fucosyltransferase activity
Source: RefSeq, a predicted model, not a curated record
CUCUGUUUUUCUUUUUCUCUUUCUACCUAUCGCUUUCUCUUGCCCACCUACGGUAACGGAAAUUGAACUCGCCGCGAUCACGAUAUUCCCAUUUCGCACGGUCGCGCGAUACCUUCGGGAUCGUGCCAUUUAACGAUCGUACGGCACCGUGGCUCUUCCAGCGUUUUCGCGACAGUUAAUCGGCGACGAUCGGCAAUUUACGAUUUAUCAUCCCGCCAUUCGUGUUGCGCGCGGACCCGGAAAGACGGACGAUAUCGUAAUGUGACACGUCGCAAGCGAGAGAGCUGUCUGCUUCCUUGAAGAUGCCGGCGAUCUGGUCUGGGCGACCCGGUUGGUUGGGCAAGCUUGGCAUAGCCUUGCUGGCCAUCUGGUUCCUGGUGCUGAUUGUGUCCGUUGUUCAUGUAUUCAAGUCAAAUAAUUCCUUGUCGAGCCGCGAUGUUAGCAACGUCAACAAGGAAAACACCCAACGUCUGGCUCAAAUGGUCAACGACUUUGAGAUCCUGAAGAGGCAAAACGACGCGUUGAAGAGCUUCAUACUGGGAGAAGGGUCGAAGUCUAUGCAGGGCGAUCAUUUAGGCGCCAUACAGGAGAAACUCGAGAGAGCGUCGGUUUACGAUGUUAAUCUGUUGGAUGAUCAGGAUGGGUCAAAACAUGGCGUUCCUUCCAUGGAGCAUGAAGAGCUACGACGACGCUUGAGAAAUGGCAUUCAAGAGAUGUGGUACUACAUUAGUGCCGAAUUAAACAAAUUUAAGAAACACAUAGACGAAUUUACGUACGAUCAGAGAGAGAAGGAGAUACAAGAUGUGUUGAAAAAUGUGUGGGAGCAUAAGAAGUCGGUUGUAAUGAAUGUUGAUAAGUUGAAGAAAGUGGACGGUUACGACGAGUGGCGAGAGAAGGAAGCAAAGGACCUAUCUGAUCUUGUACAAAGAAGAUUUAGGUAUCUGCAAAAUCCUGCUGAUUGUAAUAAAGCGAAAAAAGUAAUAUGCAGCUUAAAUAAAGGAUGUGGUUUCGGUUGCCAGAUUCAUCAUGUUACGUAUUGCUUCUUGGUAGCUUAUGGUACCGAGAGAACGUUAGUAAUAAAAUCCAAGGGCUGGAGGUAUCACAAGGAUGGCUGGGAGUCGGUAUUCAAACCUCUCAGCGACACUUGCGUGUCUACGAGCGGUGCGUCGCAUUCCAAUUGGCCGGGUGAUCCCACGAAGCAAGUAAUAUCCCUGCCGAUCGUUGACAACGUCUAUCCGAAGCCAAGGUUUCAACCGCCUAGCGUACCAGCGGAUCUAGCACCAAGAUUAGAAAAGAUUCAUGGUCAUCCUCUGGUUUGGUGGGUCGGACAGGUAUUGAAAUACCUGAUGCGACCUCAGGAUCACAUGAGGAAAACGCUGGAGAAGGCGAAGGAGAGGCUCGGCUUCAAGAAACCCAUCGUUGGCAUCCACGUGCGCAGGACCGACAAGGUGGGCACCGAGGCAGCUUAUCAUGACGUAGACGAGUACAUGAGCAAAGUGGAGCAGUAUUUCGACGAGCUUGAAACGCAGCCGGACGUGCGGAGGGUCUUCUUAGCCAGCGAUGACCCGAAAGUGAUAACGACGGCUCGGAAACGUUACCUGAACUACGAGAUUAUUGGCGACCCGGAGGUAGCGGAGACUGCGUCCGUAGCGAAACGAUACUCGGAUACCUCACUGCAGGGGAUAAUCAUCGAUAUCCAUCUGCUGUCGGAAUGCGAUUACCUGGUGUGCACUUUCAGCUCUCAGGUGUGUCGCGUCGCCUACGAACUGAUGCAGACGUUCCACGUGGACGCGUACAACAAAUUCGCAUCUCUCGACGACAUCUACUACUACGGUGGGCAGAACCCGCAUCCCCACGUGGCCAUCCUCGAUCACAAACCGAGGAAGAACGGAGAGCUCGAGUUGAAGGUUGGCGACCUGAUCGAGGUCUACGGCAAUCACUGGGAUGGCUUUUCCAAGGGAUACAACACCAGGACUAGCACGAUGGGCCUGUUCCCCAGCUUCAAAGUUAAGAAUCCCGUCGACGCCGUGGAGUUUCCCAAGUAUCCGAGCGUUCCUCUGCUAGAGAAUAAAGCGAAUUGAACCCGCAAUUGUCGCGGAUUGUCUUCUGACGGAGUGGAUUAUCGGUGCUUCGACGAGAUCUCCUUCAGGACAAGUUCUUGAAAUAUUAAUAAAAAUGAUACUCCGGGAGUUGUAUAUUUUGCUACUUGUAGACGACGACGACUUUAAUGCCUAUAAAUUUUUACAUGUCCAUGACGAACGGCAAUCUAUCGUGUCAAUACGUAAUUAUGUAUGUUUGAUUUUUUAGAAAGAUUGCGAGUAUAAUUUAUAUUGAAUAUGCGCCGUAAAUAGAGCUGCGGCUCUUUCUUUCCGGUUAUUUGUGAUCUCUUUAUAUGUGAAAAAUUGUAAUAUCGGUUGGUACUAUCGUGAGAUAAAUGCCUAGAAUUAGGAUCACAACUGCGAAUAUUUAGCAAUAUUAGUAUUUGUAAGAUUUUGAUAUAUUUUCAUCUUGAAGUGCAAAGCCAUCGCAAAGUGAUCGUUGAUUUAAUCGGAGGUUUGAUUGGAGAGGCAUAAUUAUCUCGGAUCUCUGCGUUUUCAAGUGUAAUAAUCGAGAUAUUUCGAUAUUGUUGAUAUUGGCAUAGUUGAAUUGUUUCCAUGUGUAUUAAGAUGUGUAAUAAGUCGAUAUGAUGAGGAUCAUGUCUAAAUGGAUCUAAUUAUCGCAUGUAUUGAAAUGUCGGACGUUUGUGCCAAUGUACCGUCGCAACAUUGCUUGUACCGGUGAACUGAGCUUUCGCUGGAUAGAUAGCGAUAUAGUUAGUAAAAAUUGUAGUUACAAAAUUUCUCAUUUGCCGUGUGUUCCGCAUCAUCCCCUUGUAAAUAAAUUUGCGAGAAUUCUGGAAAAAAAGCUUGCAGCAAUCGACAGUAUGUCUUAACAAAGUAUCCGUUCUAAUUAUUGCAACGUACAAAUUGUAUCAUACAUGCAAUAUAUUAUUUCCAUUCGUCACACUUUGAUACCUUUAAAGCUUACCAUCACGCGUGAUGUGCGAAGAAAAAAUGUUCAUAAGUAUGAUGAUAAACAUCACGCAAACAUCGAGCUAGGCUUGAGGCCUAUCUUAGAUAUUAGGAAUUUUAUUGUACAUAAAUAUAUAUUAUAUAUAUUGUAAUAUAUUUUAUACGCAGAAUGCAAGCAAGAGAAUUGUUAUUACAAUAUCUGAAUUUGAUUUUGAAUAAUAAAUAUUUAAUUCACG